AAGAUCUGGGUGCUGACCGGGGACAAGCAAGAGACGGCCGUGAACAUCGGUUACUCCUGCAAGAUGCUGACGGACGACAUGACGGAGGUGUUCAUCGUGACAGGCCACACUGUGCUGGAGGAAAGCCCGGGAGAAGAUGAUGGACUCGUCACGUUCCAUGGGCAACGGCUUCUCCUGCCAGGAGAAACUCGCGUCUUCCUCGUCGGCGUCCCGGCUCACCUCGGUGCUGGAGGCCAUCGCGGGCGAGUACGCCCUGGUCAUCAACGGGCACAGCCUGGCCCACGCGCUGGAGGCCGACAUGGAGCUGGAGUUCCUGGAGACGGCCUGCGCCUGCAAGGCCGUGAUCUGCUGCCGCGUCACCCCGCUGCAGAAGGCCCAGGUGGUGGAGCUGGUGAAGAAGUACAAGAAGGCCGUGACGCUGGCCAUCGGGGACGGUGCCAACGACGUCAGCAUGAUCAAGACUGCCCACAUCGGCGUGGGCAUCAGCGGGCAGGAGGGCAUCCAGGCCGUGCUGGCCUCCGACUAUUCCUUCUCCCAGUUCAAGUUCCUGCAGCGCCUCCUGCUGGUGCACGGCCGCUGGUCCUACCUGCGCAUGUGCAAAUUCCUCUGCUACUUCUUCUACAAGAACUUUGCCUUCACCAUGGUCCAUUUCUGGUUCGGGUUCUUCUGCGGCUUCUCCGCCCAGACGGUCUAUGACCAGUACUUCAUCACCCUGUACAACAUCGUCUACACCUCGCUGCCCGUGCUCGCCAUGGGCGUGUUCGACCAGGACGUGACGGAGCAGCGCAGCAUGGAAUACCCCAAGCUCUACGAGCCAGGCCAGCUCAACCUGCUCUUCAACAAGCGGGAGUUCUUCAUCUGCAUCGCCCAGGGCAUCUACACCUCCGUCCUCAUGUUCUUCAUCCCCUACGGCGUCUUCGCCGACGCCGCCCGCAACGACGGCGCCCAGCUGGCCGACUACCAGUCCUUCGCUGUCACCGUGGCAACCUCCCUGGUGAUCGUGGUCAGCGUGCAGAUUGGGCUGGACACGGGGUUCUGGACGGCCAUCAACCACUUCUUCAUCUGGGGCAGCCUGGCUGUGUACUUCGCCAUCCUCUUCGCCAUGCACAGCAACGGCCUCUUCCAGAUCUUCCCCAACCAGUUCCGCUUUGUGGGUAAUGCCCAGAACACGCUGGCCCAGCCCACGGUCUGGCUCACCAUCACCCUCACCACCGUGGUCUGCAUCAUGCCAGUCGUGGCCUUCCGAUUCCUCAAGCUGGACCUGAAGCCCGAGCUAUCGGACACGGUGCGCUACACCCAGCUGGUGCGGAAGAAGCAGCGAGCGCAGCACCGCUGCAUGCGGCGGGUGGGCCGUGCCGGCUCGCGGCGCUCCGGCUACGCCUUCUCCCACCAGGAGGGCUUCGGCGAGCUCAUCAUGUCGGGCAAGAACAUGCGGCUCAGCUCCCUGGCGCUCUCCAGCUUCGCCGCCCGCUCCAGCUCCAGCUGGAUCGAGACCCUGCGCAAGAAGAAGGGUGGAGACAGCACCGCCAGCAGCCCCAGCGGGGGGGCCGACAAGCCACUCAAGGUGUGAGGCUGGGGGGCUCCGAUUCUCACUCCCGCCAGGGGCUGGACAGCCCGGCAGCGCCCCCAGCUGUUCCCACGCGGAUCCUGGCUGGCUGCUGCGGGUGCUGCCGUGGCAAGGGGUCGGGGCGCCCCACGAGGCUCUCCAGGUGCUGAGGUUUGGAGGCAGAGUCUGGACCACAGCCAACCGUGUAACCAAAAAACCCCCGUCCAGACGGCCCAGCGGCCCCGGCGCGGCACCCCCGUCCGGACCCUGGGCGCAGAGAGCGCCAGCAGCAUCUUGUAUCGGGACAUCCACCGCCCGGCGUGUACAGCGAGCCUGAGUCACACGUGAAUGUAACGUGCUGGAGACACGGGGAGUGCCGGGCCUGGCAGGGGGCAGCUGGGCUUGGCAGCGCGUCCCCCCCACCCCCGCCGCCACAUGUGUCUUUUUUAUAUCUAUAAAACGAGAAAAGCAGCAGCAACCGGAGCCCCCCCGUUUACACUGUCCCCGCUGGCACUGGCUGCUCCUGGGGAGGAGCCGGCUGAGCAGAAAGGGGCACAGACGCUCUCCCCAGGCGGGCAGCGUCAGUCCCAGGGCUGCGUGGGCGCCCCACAGGGGGCAUGGGCUUGGCCUCCUGCAGCAGGGCAGGGGUGGGGUGGGGGGAGCCUGGGCUGGGAGGAGUUAUGGGCCCUGCCCUCUCCUCUGCCCCGGCUGGUUUCUACACAGGGUGAAACCGUACGUGGCUGGGCGGAGACCCGGCCCCUGAGUGCUGCGUCCAGUCAGUGCCCGCCCUGGGCUGGAGGCUGUGGCCCCUGGAGCCGGGGAGCAAACGGGCCCCUAAGGAGCUGUUACAGACCAGAGCAAAGCCGGGGUGCGAAGGCCACCUGAGUCGGGCUCCUCGGGGUCCUGGCUGCAGGGGCAGCCCUGAGCUUCUCCCAGCUUGCGGGGGGAGGGCGCAGCCACGGGGCUCUUGACUGGUACUUGUGUCCCCCCCCCCCUCGAGCUGGUGGAGCUUGGCUCUGGCCUCGUGUGACCUCUGCCCAGGUCCUGGGACCAGCCCAGCUGAUGGAUUCGAAAGGGGAACCAGCCCCCCCACCCCAACUCCUGAAUUUGCUACGUGCCAGAGGCUUAGGCAAGGGGCCGGGUCCUGAGGUCAACAUUGUUGACAGGCUGAUUGUGAUUCAUUCCCUGCACCAGGGAGCCUUUCACAAUCAUCUGGGUGUUCUGUGCCGUUUCCCUUCCCCUCUGUGCUGGGGGGGGAGAGAGAGAGAGAGUGUGUGUGUGUGUGUGUGUGUGUGUGUGUGCCCCAGCCGUCCACGCUCCCCUGGGGAAGUGUCCAGUCUGCUGGCCGCCCCCUCGUGCAGCACUAGCAGGUACACGGCCCUUCUCUUGCACACGUAUUUGUAGCUCACCUCCGCACGCUUCUUGUGAUGCAUUCCUCGUGUCCUUUGCACAGCCCCUCCCCCCCGGUACUGCCCUCUGGCACGCACGCUGCCCACGCACGGCUCACUGCUGUAGUGUCCCCAGCUGCUGCCGAUCCUGAUAGCGCGGGGGCCCUCGGAGGUUGAGUUGCUUGAGGCUGCAGGAUGUUGGAGACCCUGGGCUGUGGCCAGGCUGGGAAAGAUCCCACGGGCCCUAGGGUGGGGAUCAGCUCAGGGGCCAGCCCCAGUGAGGUGGGAUCCAGCUGGAGGCAGAGGGGUGAAAAAGCCCCUGGGGAGGGGGCACUGUGGGCCCAGGCCAGUCUUGUGCAGGGGAUGCCUCCUGAGCCACCCUCCUCCCUCCCCUUGAGCUCUGUCUGUGCAGGGUGCCAAAUACGAUGGGGGGGGGAGGACCUAGUGUUCACCCCCCCCCCCGUCCCAUUCUGCCUUUGAAGGUAAGGGGCCUUGCAAGCCAGGGGCAGGUUCGGGUGCGGGGGGUGUCACUGCACCCCCAAGGGUUACAGCUCCUGGGGUGACUACAGAGCUGUGCCCACAUGCUUAGAAUGAGGGAGGGGGGGUCUGGGAGCCAGGACUCCUGGGUUCUAUUCCCAGCUCUGUGACGGGCUCUGUGCCUCAGUUUCCCUCCCCUCUGUGAAGUGCUGGAGUCCCCAGGGGGGCUGGGCUGUGGAAGGUCGAAGUAACCUCGGGCAUUGCUGUGGUUGUGUUAAGCCCUUCUGGGAAGGGGCAAGGGCUGGAGCGGCCUGGCUGGGGGAGGGGCGCGGCCCCCGGAGUCUGACUUUUAUACCAAAGAGGAACUGUCUGUUUGGGAGCUGGCUGGGCGCUCGUGUGCUAAAGUAUCUAUUUUUGGUUCUUUCUGUUUGUUCGGGGGGGGAGGUGGCGUUGGGCCGGGCCCGAGGAGCAGUCCGUAUAAUUUAUUACACAUUUCUAUACUUACAGAAUUGUAUCAUUUUAUGGGUAUAAAGAGAGGAAAAAAAAUAGCCUUUUAUAAAAACGUCUCUUUCUGA
Molecule: messenger RNA, 3986 nt
Organism: Mauremys mutica (yellowpond turtle)
Lineage: Eukaryota; Metazoa; Chordata; Testudines; Geoemydidae
Product: phospholipid-transporting ATPase ID
Exons: 10
Coding region: 137-1570 (477 amino acids)
Biological process (GO): phospholipid translocation; Golgi organization
Cellular component (GO): plasma membrane
Molecular function (GO): ATP binding; ATP hydrolysis activity; ATPase-coupled intramembrane lipid carrier activity
Source: RefSeq, a predicted model, not a curated record